Nannochloropsis gaditana CCMP526 is the source of this 804-nucleotide messenger RNA. RefSeq lists its product as uncharacterized. The coding region runs from base 1 to 804 and encodes 267 amino acids. The transcript has a single exon. The record is from RefSeq and is a predicted model, not a curated record.
AUGCCUGACCUGAAGAACCGUCGCCUGUAUCGGCUCCGGGCGCUGUCUUGGUCGUGCGCUCUCCUCCUGUUGGAAAAGGGUACAUGUGCACAUGGAGAUGCAACGAGUGUGCGGCGGCUGGGAGGGACUCGCCUAUGGUGGACAUCGAGGACCGCAGCCUCGGUUGCGGCUGAAGCUGCCGCCGCCGCCUUGCCCUUUCUAGCCGCUCCAGCCAAAACGUCAUUUUUGCUGCCCACAGUGGCCAGCACUGAAUCCGCGAGAGCAGCAAAGACGGUGCCAGUUCCUCCAUUCCGCCUGCCCCAGAAGACGUGGAUGCCGUGGCCUCAGCCCUUCUCUGACAUGCAGACCCCUGCCAAGGACCCAAGGCCGGGACAAGCGCUGGAGAUAUACUCAGCGCCACGCAAUGAUACAGGCCAGGCACCCUUCCAAUUCCCCACUCAUGCGUCCAGAGGCAAAGAGGGGAGAGAGGCCUCCGACAACGCGGGGGACGAAACCGCGGACGGCGCCCUUGCCCUGUCCCUCCUAGGGUUGGGCCUGUGGAUUGCCUUGAGUGCCCUGCUCGUCAUCCGCUUCGUCCAAAGCGAGAAGCGCCGGGAGAUCAUGCUCCGAUUCUGGCGCGCGAUCGACGCGAAUCCUGAGCUGCGACGGGCCGUGGAGGAGGAGGCAGGAGGGGCUCCUCUUCCCCAGUACCCGCGCCGUCCAGGGCUCCACCGCUUCUUUCGGGCCUGCUGCGUGGCCUUGCUUGUGACGGUCGGCUUACACAUCGUCUUUUUCGUGGGUCCGCACCCCUGUAUCGGCUGGUGA